AUGCAAGUGGCAGCUCCAGACUUAUUGGACCCUAAAUCCGCCACUCACAACACCAAGCCCCGCCUCUCCUUCUCCACAAAGCCAAUCACACUGACUCCCCGGGAGGAGAGUGAGGUGGUUGCCACAGUGAUGAAAUGGAAGACGGUGACGGCCAUCUUUCUUUUGGUGGUUCUGUACCUGGUGAUGGGAGCAGCAGUCUUCAGAUCCCUGGAGCAGCCUCACGAGAGUGCCCAGCGUUUGGCCAUUCUUACCCAGAAGCUGGAGUUCCUGUCCACACACACCUGCGUCAACCAGAGCCAGCUGGAGGAGCUGGUUAAACAAGUUGUGUCUGCUAUCCGUUCAGGAGUGAACCCUGCCGGGACACUGACCAACCACAGCAGCCUGUGGGACCUGAGCUCCGCCUUCUUCUUUGCUGGGACUGUCAUCACAACCAUCGGUUUUGGGAACAGCUCUCCCCACACAGAAGGUGGAAGAAUCUUCUGCAUCAUCUAUGCGUUGCUGGGGAUUCCUCUGUUCGGCUUCCUCUUGGCGGGUGUAGGAGAUCAGCUCGGCACCAUAUUCGGCAAGGGCAUCGCCAGAGUGGAGAAAAUGUUUGUGCACUGGGACAUCACUCAGACAAAGAUCCGGGUCAUCUCAACCUUGCUGUUUGUGCUGUUUGGCUGCCUACUGUUUGUGGCGCUCCCAGCAGCCAUCUUUAAACACAUCGAGGGUUGGUCUGCGCUGGAGUCCCUUUACUUCGUGGUCAUCACCCUGACUACCAUAGGAUUUGGAGACUUUGUGGCAGGUGGUUCAGAAAUAGAGUACUUAGAUUACUAUAAACCAGUUGUAUGGUUCUGGAUUCUGGUGGGACUAGCUUACUUUGCUGCCAUCCUCAGCAUGAUAGGAGACUGGCUCAGAGUCAUCUCCAAGAGGACGAAAGAAGAGGUAGGAGAGAUCCGAGCUCAUGCAGCAGAGUGGACCGCUAACGUCUCAGCAGAGUUCAAGGAAACACGACGACGCGUUAGCGUCGAUAUCUACGAUAAGUUCCAGCGCGCAACAUCAAUCAAACGCAAACUGUCCUCGGAAAUGGGAUUCAACCCUGGACCUGAGUUCACUCUGCCCAGGAGGACCAUGUCGUUCAAUCUCAACGAUGAGCGGGACAGGAAUGAGAGGGAUGCCGUGCUGCAGGGCCUGACCACGCCUCUGGCUAGAAACGGCGGUUUGUUCAUGAACGGUUUGGACCCAGAGAGAGGAGACAUCUCAGUCAUUGACCACCUCCAGUAGAAAGAGGACGGUCAACUCCUUUCAAGGACACCCAAGGUCUUUCCGUUAGUCAUCAUUGGUGGCAUAAAGGCUGAGAAUGAAGUGUUUUUAUUCACAAAGCAAGUCAAUAAAGAGAAUAUGGUACUCUGAGACCCCAGAAGCGACAUCGUCACCCCGCUGCGGGAUGUAAGACUUGCUCAAGAACACUUCAGUGGAUAUAAGGAGUCACUUUGCACUGCCUUCAUCCCACCAGUGAAACAAAGAGCAAGAAACAUACACAACAGUUGAUCUUGUUGAAAAUUGAGUUUACUGGGUGUCUGUCGACUAAAUCUCACUCAGAUCUUGGAGUAAAAGUUGCCCAUUGAUGACAAUUUGGCAUCAAUAGUAAAAUAAAUGUAAAUGUCCAACAUACUGUAUACAUAUAAUUACAGUAUUUGAUGGCCUAAUAUGUCCAUGGUGCCUGUCUGUGUUUGCAGCACUCCGAUAAUUUACAUUCUAACAAUUUAGGAUACAUUUUUACUAAACAGCUUUACAACUUAUGAACUUAUUUUUGUUGGUAUUUUCAUAGUAUAGAUGCAGACAGGAAACAUGGGACAGGGAAAAUGGCACUGACAAUCAGGCUGUUAACUAAAUAAAAAAUGACAUGUGAGAGAUGUUCCUUACAUGUUGGGAUGUGAUGACAACAGAAUAGUAAAAGUUAGAGAAGAUGAUGAACUACAAAGAUGGUGGACU
Cottoperca gobio is the source of this 1974-nucleotide messenger RNA. It is a transcript of the gene kcnk2a, whose product is annotated as potassium channel, subfamily K, member 2a. Gene Ontology annotation, biological process: potassium ion transmembrane transport; stabilization of membrane potential. Gene Ontology annotation, molecular function: outward rectifier potassium channel activity; potassium ion leak channel activity. Lineage: Eukaryota; Metazoa; Chordata; Actinopteri; Perciformes; Bovichtidae. The record is from RefSeq and is a predicted model, not a curated record. Gene Ontology annotation, cellular component: plasma membrane. Bases 1 to 1263 code for a protein of 420 amino acids. The transcript is spliced from 9 exons.